Molecule: messenger RNA, 1647 nt
Organism: Mytilus californianus (California mussel)
Lineage: Eukaryota; Metazoa; Mollusca; Bivalvia; Mytilida; Mytilidae
Product: putative nuclease HARBI1
Exons: 3
Coding region: 164-931 (255 amino acids)
Source: RefSeq, a predicted model, not a curated record
AGAGUCUGAAUUUCAGGCAAGGUAUAGGUUUUCGAAAGAAAGCAUUCAAAUUCUAACAAACUUGCUUAAUGAUGAUCUUAAAAGACCUACCCACAGAAGUCAUGCAAUUCCGCUAGAAACUCAGAUUAAAAUUGCAUUAAGAUAUUAUGCUUCUGGCAGCUUUAUGCAAGUCAUUGGAGAUACGUUCGGGUACAAUAAUUCAACCGUUUCAAGGAUUAUUCAGGCAGUGACGGGUGCAAUAUGCUCUCAUGGGGCAGAUUUUCUUCGUUGGCCUGAGGAGACUUCCAAACCAGCCAUUAUAAAUGGAUUCUAUGACAUUGCCAGAUUCCCAUGUGUUAUAGGAGCAGUGGAUGAAACUCACAUUCGCAAACAAGCACCCAGUGAUAAUGAGUAUGCAUUCGUCAACAGGAAAAACUUCCAUUCCAUCAAUGUUCAGGGUAUCUGUGACCACGAAGGAAAAUUCACCAACAUUGUUGCCAAGUGGCCAGGGUCAACACAUGACAGCUUCAUUUUCCGAAAUUCUGAUGUUGGGAUACACUUGGAUCAAAACCACAGAGGAUUUGAUGUUGAUGGACUGUUGUUAGGAGAUAGUGGUUAUGCCUGUAAACCUUAUCUCAUGACUCCUUAUUUAAGGCCUUCAACACGACAACAAGAGAGAUAUAACAGUGCUCAAUCCAGGACAAGGUCCGUGAUUGAAAGGACUUUCGGACGCUGGAAAAGACGGUUUCAUCUGCUGCAUUCAGAAAUCAGGUUGACCCCGGACAGAGUCUGUAAAGUUAUUGUUGCCUGUGCCAUUUUAUUUAAUUUUGCUAUUUUGCAAAAAGAGCCAAUGGUAGAUGACCGGGAAAUAGAAGAUGUUGAUGUUGGACAAGAUUUGGGACAUCAAAACGGAAUGAAUAUCCGUAACUUAAUUGCCACAACUUAUUUCUAGUGUAAUAUAAAUUGAAUCAAACAAACUGAUGAAAUAACAUUUAUUUUUAUUUUCAUGAUGCUGGUCAUUUCUAGCACUGAUUUCAAUUUGUAAAUCUCUUUGUUUUGUUACAGUUUAUUCAUACAAAUAAUUUUUGGAAAGCUUUAAAAUGUACAUGUGCAAUAUGGUUUAAUGCUACAUUUUCUUAACGUAGAUAGUACAAAAUUACAAUUGUUUCCCUAAUAUAAUGAGGAUAAAUCUUUUAGCUUCAUGCAGACUGUACUUGUAUAUAAAUUGUUUUCACAGAAUAUAGUUUUUUUUUUUUGCAGCAGAUUAGAAAAAGACUCAAAAAAUCAGUCCACACUGAUUUUACAAAGAGAAAUAUUAAAAUUUUCACAAAUUAUUUUUUUAUAAUCACUAAUUUGUUAAUCACACAAUUAAUUGAAGAUCUAACAAUUGAUACUGGAAUGUAAAGUCUCACUGUUCAUUAUCAUUUAAUUCCUGUUUCAAUUUCUUGAUCUUUAAUUUCAGGAGAGUUUUUUUCUAGCUCUAGCUUUUCUCGUUCAGAUAUAAUUUUUCUUUUCUCUUGAAGGAUUCUUGUUUUGUCCAGCUUCAGAACUUCAAUUUGAAGCUCCUGGUAGGUUUGCUUUUUCUUUGGCUGGGUCACUGAUACCGGUUAAGUUAUUGAAGAUUUAGCCUUUGUUGUUAUUGGUGCUACAACGGAACUUACAGAAGCU